Molecule: messenger RNA, 1822 nt
Organism: Danio rerio (zebrafish)
Lineage: Eukaryota; Metazoa; Chordata; Actinopteri; Cypriniformes; Danionidae
Gene: strap
Product: serine/threonine kinase receptor associated protein
Biological process (GO): negative regulation of transforming growth factor beta receptor signaling pathway; mRNA splicing, via spliceosome; protein-RNA complex assembly
Source: RefSeq, marked provisional
GCUUCCAUUAUGUUCCUGUAGCGUUAGCGAGGGCUCGAGUUUAGCUUACACACACACACACUCACACACACACACCUCGUGUAGCUGGUGGCACAGCACUGUAGCUGGGAGUGCAGCUCCGCAAUCAUCCCCGAUACGCAAUCUGGCCGCAAAGUACUAGUGUGUGACGUUGAUUUGCUAGCUUUGCAAGGUCCUCAGUAAGUAUGGCCAUGAGACAGACCCCUCUCACCUGCUCUGGUCACACCAGACCUGUUGUGGAUCUGGCGUUCAGUGGAAUAACUCCUUAUGGAUAUUUCCUCAUUAGUGCUUGUAAAGAUGGCAAACCUAUGUUGCGCCAGGGUGACACAGGGGACUGGAUUGGGACGUUCUUGGGUCACAAGGGUGCUGUCUGGGGUGCCACCUUGAAUACAGAAGCUACAAAAGCAGCAACGGCCGCAGCAGAUUUUACAGCGAAGGUAUGGGAUGCUGUCACUGGAGACGAGGUCCUCACCCUGGCGCACAAGCACAUUGUGAAGUCUGUAAACUUUACACAGGACAGUAACUAUCUCCUGACUGGAGGAAAUGAUAAAGUACUGCGCAUCUAUGACCUCAGCAAACCUGAAGCAGAACCCCAGGAGAUUGCAGGCCACACUUCUGCCAUAAAGAAAGCACUGUGGUGUAACAAUGACCAGCAGAUUCUUUCAGCUGCCGACGACAAAACCAUCAGACUUUGGGACAAGAACACAAACGAGGCGGUGAAGACUUUAUCAUUCGAUGCAUCUGUCAGCAGCAUGGAGUACAUUCCUGAUGGGGAGACUCUCGUCAUCACAUACGGGAGAACCAUCGCUUUCUAUAAUGCCCACAGUUUGGACCUGAUUAAGACCGUAGACGCCCCUGCUUCCAUUCACUCCGCUUCCCUGCAUCCUGAUAAAGACUUCUUUGUGGCUGGAGGAGAUGAUUUCAAGCUUUACAAAUAUGACUACACCACCAAAGAGGAAAUGGAGUCAUAUAAGGGUCACUUCGGGCCUGUGCACUGUGUGCGGUUUAGUCCUGAUGGAGAGCUGUAUGCCAGUGGCUCGGAGGAUGGCACUCUGCGUCUGUGGCAGACAGCUGUAGGCAAAACAUACGGCCUUUGGAAAUGUGUCCUGCCUGAGGAGCUGUCAUCAGAGAACUCUGAAGCGCUUUACUGCCCUCCAGCAGAGAUCAAGGCCUGAGUCAGGAAAAAGAGAGAGACAACGAGGCAAAGGAGGAAAGAUCACGGGACAGGGAGAGGUCAGGGGACGGGACGGGUCAAGAAACCACACCCCAGCAGAGUGCUGUGCCACCACCCUUCUUCACUAGAGACAGACCGCGCUGCCAAGCAUGACUUUUAAACGUGAAGAUGAAACCCACACGUACGCAUUGUGGAAAAUCAGGAGACGGCGGUAGAGCUGAGAGUGCUAGUGCUAAUGCUAAUCCUCCAGCUGCCUGCUCUUUCUUUGAUAGCCAUGAAGCAUCAGUCAGCUCCUUGGUAUAAAAGCGGUCGGUUUCUGCAGCACUGUGAUCACUUUGGUUGAGAUUUACUUUUGUUUUGUUUUAUUUUGGUGUUAUAAUGUGCUUUCAGUACAAUUUGUUUGUUAUCGCAAGAGCUCAGUGUUCAGUUUGAAAACAUCUCUCAGCAGAAGUGCUUUUGAGGAACUUGCUAUUCAAGUGUUUAUCAAUAGUAGUGUGAACUUGUGGUAAAUGUUUUCCAUGAGUGCUCGGGAAAUUUGUAAAACUUUAAAGUGACUUAAGUUCUUUAAUCGUUUUGUCUUUGGUUGCAACAUAUGUUGUAUCAUUUGGCCAAUAAAAUGUUGUACCUUUA